Molecule: messenger RNA, 2368 nt
Organism: Botrytis porri
Lineage: Eukaryota; Fungi; Ascomycota; Leotiomycetes; Helotiales; Sclerotiniaceae
Exons: 2
Coding region: 57-686 (209 amino acids)
Biological process (GO): cytoskeleton-dependent cytokinesis
Cellular component (GO): dynactin complex
Source: RefSeq, a predicted model, not a curated record
AUUAUUGAGGAACAUUAAAUUACAAUUGUUCCAAACAUCCAAUUUCACUUUUCGCAAUGGAUAACACAUUCGACAAGACAGCCUCGGAAACUAUUGAUCUCUUAGAAGCCCGUCUUCGGAGGAUAGAAUAUGCUGUGUGUGGUCAUAUUGACACUACAUCUGUCACAAGUUCCGAUGUAUCUAUAUCUGCGUAUGAACGACUUGCAGAUUUAGAACAUGUUCUACAUGGACUUGCUUCGAAAUCAAGGGUGAUUCAGGAUUUAUUGCAGUUACAUGCCAAGUAUCCCGACCUCUUUCAAUCCAUUGACCCAGACAUACUACCUACCACACUCGACACAUCCAGUAUUUUAUCUAUCGUAUUAGCAUCCGCCAGCGCAUAUCCAUCUACUGCUUCUCGAUUAACAUCUAUUCUUGACAUGCCAAUCCCAUCCGCAGAAUCAUCAGCUCAACUCAUCGAAUUGCAACCUCGAAUUGCGAAAAUCGAAGCUCUCCAGAUGGCACAGAAUGCGGAGUUAUCAGCGUUGAGACAAAGAACCGCGGCGGUGAUUCAACGAUGGUAUACUGUUGAUAUAUUACGAACCGGUGAAAGUUGGGCAGAGUUGGAAGAAAGAGUGCAACAUGUAGAGCAAAAGGUUCGAAGAGCCACAACACUGAAACAAUUGGAUGAUGGAAUAGCUCAGGAGUGAGAUUCACAUUUCUCACGGUCAACACGUUAUCAGAAGCUUGACUUCUCAGUGGGAACAUACCAAAGAGAUACACGUCAUGUUGAAGUUAGUGAAGUGAGAUGGAACGGAAACGUCUCUGGGUCAGAGCAACAUCGACAUCUCGGUGUGAUGAUGAUUGUUCUAGCAGUAUUUUAGUAAUUGCGGAGAGAUACGUCCCAAUAUCUUGGACAAGGCGAUGAUACUACAGCUGAGAAAUGGAAGAGUACGGAGGUUGUAUGAUCCGCGUUUCAGGAAUUGGCUACAAAGAUAUCAACGGUCUGAGCUAUGACGUACCAGCUAUCAUAUGUAUCAGUCAGAUAUAUCUGUAGUAAUUGUUGUAUCACCGGUGCCGCCUGCGAAGGGAUGAACAGCCGUUAUUGCAAGAGCUUAGGAGCGAAUGAACCUCAUAGUUAGGAAGCACCAUUCACACGUGUAGUUGAGUACAUUUUUGAGCUGUUCCAAUAUCUAGAGAACAAUUUUCUGCCCAGGACUGUGAAGUUGGAGUAUCACGAAUCGUGAUAAUCUCAGUCAUGACAUUGCAUGGCGCCAACGAGUCUGAAUUAGAAAUUCCACGCGUGAUGAGGAUAAUGAGACCAAGCACUACCACACAACAGAGCAGAGCAAAGCAAAGCACAGCACGAGCUAUUAUGAUAAACGUGGGGAGAAGGCGCCCGUUGCUAGCAGAAGAUCUUUUCUUCGUCUUUCUCCCUUCGAUCAUCUUUCAUUUAUUGGUGAGUGGUGAGUAGUGAUGAGCAAAGUUUCAAACUCAACAGCUCCAAUUUUCGAUCAACACACAAGAAGGAAAAGAUGAUCACAAUAGCUUGAGAAAUACUCCGUAGUGAUCCUAGAUACCUGGUCCAUGUUCCGAAACCUAACGGUUGAGAGAAAAGCGCGUUGGAUGGUGGGACGUGGAUAUCGUCAUUUGUGUAUGGUGAUUUUGUGGUGCAGGGAGAAAGAAGAUUAUAAAACCUUCUUUCGCGGGAAUUGCCUCUUGACGUAAUGGUAUAUUGUGUUGGGUUUGCUACCUAGGUAGGUAGGUAUUUGAUGUAGAAUAUAAUAUAUAAUAUAAUAUAUGUACUUCGUACGCACAGGCUAUUAAAUGUGCUUGCGAUACUCGUAGAUACUUGAGAGAUGGAAAUAAAAAAUUGAAGGGUCCUCUGUGGUGUGAAGUAUGAUAGGAUUGGGGAUUGUGGUAUGGGCAGUUGGAUGUAAAUAUUGACAUAAAAGCACCGUUCCCUCUCUUGGAAGAUGGAAGAUUGAAGAUUGGACUUUAUAUAACUUGCAUCUGCAUCUGCUUCUGACAAGUAUGCAUGUAAUCUUACGUCGAGGAGAUAGACUAGGUAGUAGGGAACGUAUGAUUAACACAGCGCUGCACUGCACAUCACAUCACAUCACAGCUGCCAGGAACCAGCACGAGCACACGAGCAUACGAGCUUGCGGUCCGUGUUGUGCAGCUGUGCUGUGCGUGCUGUGGACUCUGUAGCGGUGCAGAGUCCAGAGGAAGGCAGUGCUGAGGAGAUGGUAGUUGGUGAUCUGUUCGUUAUAAGUUAUCAUCGUAUGGUGUGAGAUGGAAUGGAAGUAUCUAGGUAGUAAGUAAGUAGGUAGUAAGGGUGACAUGAAGAUACCUAGGAGCGACUAGAUUACACACAUACAUACAUACAUAC